CCUCCAGCCUGCGCAGCCCCGCCCCCUCGCGGCAGCCUCUCCCGCCCGCUCCUGCGGCUGUGGUUGCUCUGGCGUCUGCUGAGGAGGAGCAGCUGCCUCUGCUGCAGCCCCAGCCAGACCCCGGCUGCUCGGGCAGAAGCCGCAGCCUGUGCUGCUCGUGGGCCAGGGUCAGGUCUCCACGGCCCCAGCUCCCACGGGGGUGCCAAGGUACCGAGUGGCUGUGCAGGCAGGGCAGCAGCAUGGAGUGCCUCUUCCCCACCCCGCCCGGGGAGGUCUACAGCAGUGACCUGCAGGAUGGCCUCGUGAGCCCCAACCACAGCCUGCUGCCCCCUGACCUGCUCCUCAAUGUCAGCCAUGGGGCCUUCCUGCCCCUCGGGCUCAAGGUCACCAUCGUGGGGCUCUACUUGGCUGUGUGUGUCGGGGGGCUUCUGGGGAACUGCCUCGUCAUGUAUGUCAUCCUCAGACACACCAAGAUGAAGACAGCUACCAACAUUUACAUCUUUAACCUGGCCCUAGCAGACACCUUGGUGCUGCUGACACUGCCCUUCCAGGGCACAGACGUGCUCCUGGGCUUCUGGCCGUUUGGGAACGCCCUGUGCAAGAUUGUCAUUGCCAUCGACUAUUACAACAUGUUCACCAGCACCUUCACGCUGACCGCCAUGAGCGUGGACCGUUAUGUAGCCAUUUGCCACCCCAUCCGUGCCCUCGACGUCCGGACGUCCAGCAAGGCCCAGGCUGUCAAUGUGGCCAUCUGGGCCCUGGCCUCUGUCGUCGGCAUCCCGGUGGCCAUCAUGGGCUCGGCACAGGUCGAGGAUGAAGAGAUCGAGUGUUUGGUGGAGAUCCCUGCCCCGCAGGACUACUGGGGCCCCCUGUUUGCUGUCUGCAUCUUCCUCUUCUCCUUUGUCGUCCCCGUGCUCAUCAUCUCCAUCUGCUACAGCCUCAUGAUCCAGCGCCUGCGCGGGGUCCGCCUGCUCUCGGGCUCCCGAGAGAAGGACCGGAACCUGCGGCGCAUCACGCGGCUGGUGCUGGUGGUGGUGGCAGUGUUUGUGGGCUGCUGGACGCCUGUCCAGGUCUUCGUGCUGGUCCAAGGACUGGGGGUUCAGCCAGGCAGUGAGACGGCGGUAGCCAUCCUACGUUUCUGCACAGCCCUCGGCUACGUCAACAGCUGCCUCAACCCCAUCCUCUACGCCUUCCUAGAUGAGAACUUCAAGGCCUGCUUCCGCAAGUUCUGCUGCACAUCUGCACUGCGCCGGGAGGGGCCGGGGUCUGACCGUGUGCGCAGCAUGGCCAAGGAUGUGGCCCUCGCCCGCAAGACCUCAGAGACGGUGCCGAGGCCUGCAUGACUAGGCGUGGACCUGCCCAUGGUGCCCGCCAGCCCGCAGAGCCCGUCAACACCCAACACGGAGCUCACCCAGGUCACUGCUCUCUAGGCUGAUGCACAACCUGACCCCUGAGUGUCACCAGGCUCUGGGAGCUUCCCUGUGACCCCAAGGGCCUGAUGACAUCAUGGGACCUAUUGCUUAGGGCUGUCCCGUGGCCCCAGUCACACUAACCUGGGAGUGUGUGUGAAAGAACUCACCAGUGAGUGAGCCUGGCCAGAGCUCAUGGACACACCCACGAUUCAUGGGACUCCAGGCCUCCCCCCUACUGCACCUGCGGGCCCUGGGUGGGCACAUCUGGAGGCGGAACAGCAGUGUGUGCAACCCGAGGGCCCUGUGCUGUGUGCGGGCUGCGUGAGGGCAGUGGGACUGGCCCAGAGCUGGGAGCUGCUGGCAUGGACUUGCCCGAGCGUCACUGGUGCCGCCUUCGGGUCCCCCACAUCCAUGUCCCUCCAGCCCUCAAAGAGCCUUUCCCUUCAGACGCUCAGUGAACUCAUGCGCUGCAGCUGCGGGGCCACGUGUGCAGAGCUGGCUUGGGCUGCAGGGCGGGCAGGGCCACCGCAGGCUGCUCUGUCCGUCAUUCGUGAAGUGGCCCUGUGUACCUGGUCUUGACUGCUUGAUGCUGAGGGCCCCUGCCUGGGGCCCCUGUGCCCUCCUGGGGCUCUCUCCCUCACAGUCUCUCCUUUUCUUGAAAUCAGACGUCCCCAGCUGUGCUGCUGGCAGGACCCCGUGCCCUCCUUGGGUCUGGGUGGCCUUGAAAGAGUGGCAGUUGGGAUGGGUUUUGCUCUGCACUGGCAGUGACUGACCUAUUGCCUCAUUUCCAAGCCUCCAGGUGUCUAUGGGGGAGGCCUGAACUUUUGGUGCCAAACCAGAGGGUAGUUUCACCUUGGGAACUGGUGAGAGGUGGGGCUUGGCAGGGCCUGCUUGAGUGAUGCUGUGAGAACCGUCUGGGCUGUGGGGCACCGGUGGGGGUGUCUCCCUAGUGUGGUCACCAGAGAAGCCCCCACCUGCCCCAGCCUGCAGAUGGAAGCUGGAGCUUGGUGACUUUGCAAAUAGCCCUGCAACGUUGAAAAGAUGAUUUUGCCUCCACCUGUGAGCUGAGCUGCAGCCCUGGGCCCGGUGACUUAAGCACCUGGGAAGCAAGGACCUGCAACUGGCUGCGGCACCCUGGCCCUUGGGGCUGAGCGCUUUCUUGCUGAGACAGAGACUCAUGAACUCGUGCCUGUGUCCCCUGUGCCCAUGUACUUACACGUGUGCCAAGUGAGCCCUGCCUGCGACCCGCCUGAGCCUCCCCUGCCCCUCCCUCCAGGCCCACUCCUCCUGGUGGCGUUUCUGACUCCUGCAGGGUGGGCUGUUGGGGUAACUUCUCUGGGAUUAGCAUGUGUGGUCCUCCCACCCGCUCUGAGCUCCUCACCAGUCCCCCCGCGCCCCCUGCCCCGCUCCAAUGUUGGGAAGGGGUGCGACUAGUUCAUGUGUUGGGGCUGUUACCUUUUAUUCAGAACAAAUAGUUUCUCCAUAAACAACAGCCUGC
This is a messenger RNA of Myotis daubentonii (Daubenton's bat), 2910 nucleotides long. RefSeq names its product opioid related nociceptin receptor 1 (gene OPRL1). Gene Ontology annotation, molecular function: neuropeptide binding; nociceptin receptor activity. Gene Ontology annotation, biological process: neuropeptide signaling pathway; sensory perception of pain. NCBI's taxonomy places the organism in Eukaryota, Metazoa, Chordata, Mammalia, Chiroptera, Vespertilionidae. The record is from RefSeq and is a predicted model, not a curated record. Gene Ontology annotation, cellular component: neuron projection; plasma membrane.